This is a messenger RNA of Rodentolepis nana, 1014 nucleotides long. The record is from the annotation of a GenBank genome assembly. Lineage: Eukaryota; Metazoa; Platyhelminthes; Cestoda; Cyclophyllidea; Hymenolepididae.
AUGUCGAGUGAGCAAACAAUUCGUGAAGAAAGUUCGCAGAGUCCAUCAACGGACCAAGGCAACGUCCAAUCGACGGUCCGUAUGGAUGAAGAGAGCGGAGACAACUUUGUCAAUUUGCUGCCGACUCUAAAACGGUGUGUGGACGGCCUUUGCAGGACAAUUGAGUGGAUUACAAGAGUGACGGGUCGUAACUACUUGAAAGACAACGCAAGGAUCCAAGUUAUCUCCUUUCUUCUCGAUAAUGGACCACUUCUCAAUAUUUUGGGUGAAGUCAACCCAACUGUUGAAGGCACUUGUAAUCGUCUAAGAGCUUGCAUUGGCCACAUUGGUUACCUGAACAGAACCUUAUGUGCUUAUGAUAAAUUCGUGGCGAAACUAGAAAAUGGUCAAAGGACUAUACAGUCUGCUUCGUCUACCCUCCACGCCAAGAAGGCUUUCCUCAUUUUCUGCCUCAAAUAUGUUCGCGCGAUUCAAGCUAUUGCUCCAUAUCAUGAGUCGGCACGGUUUGCUAUACGUGCUUGCCGUCGACUGAGGAGAGAAUGGAUUGACAAUGCGCUCAACAAGGGCAUAAGACCUGAGGUGUUGGAAUCUUUGCAGUAUUUGAUAAAUGUCAAGGCAGCGCUUCCAAUGGACCUGCGGAAAACUGGCGAGCACAUAAAAUCAAACACCCCUCCAGAACACAUGUGCUCACUGGCUCUUGAGACAAUCAAUGUCUACUAUCCUGCAGAUCAAUGGCUCCAAGUCUUCACUCAUGGGUCAUACACAGAAAACCAAACAAACGUUGUUGCAGGUAUCUACUCUGAACAUUCCUCUUUCUACGCAGAAGCGGGGCACAAAAGAUCCGCUUUCGAUGGAGAAACAGAGGCCGUUAGGAUACCGACUGGCCGAGAAUCGAAGCCGUUGCUGGGUUUAGACUACGUACCGGACAUGAUUGUCUGGCAAUACAUCUUCACAGAUUGGGAGCAUACACUCAUCUCACAUGCCCCCUAUGUACCCUACAGGAGGAAAUGGUGA